AUGAAUACAGUAGCUUCGGUUCCACUGGACUAUCCAGAGUCACACACCGGAGACAUGGAUAGUUACUUGACAAAUAUAGACAACGUAUACGGCAUAAAUGAACCGCUGGACUACACCACGUUUAGCAGCGCCAACACAUCAUGCGAACCCGUUUUCCUAGAAAACGGAAUACAACUGAGUUUCGAUGGUUCAAACUUCAACGACUACUCGGGGUCGUUCUACCCAGGCCCCUGCUACGGAACAAACGACACGAGUCUGUACCCGGACAUGAGCAGCUCGAUAUUCGCGAACACGUUCGCAAAGUCGGAGCAAGAUCUGGGGAAGUACACGAUGGACCAAAAAUACGCGUUCGACACUAAGUAUAGGCUCGAAUCCAAAUACUCGAUAGACAGCCUGUAUAGUAUAGAUCCCAAGUACCCGAUGGACGCUAAGUUUAGCAUGGAGAACGGGGACCUGAUGCAGCACACGAGCACGCCUAACCUGCCGUACCUGACGCCGAAGGUAAAGCCGAAUUUCGAGUACAUGAACCCGAUAACAAACAGCACCUCGUCGACGUCGUCGACGAUGUCGUCAGCAAUGCCGGCCGUGGGGACGACCGCAAUGGGACCGAUGACGGCAUCCAUGCCACCAGCGAUGCCAGAUAUGCUCUCGCCAGGGAGAGCGCAGCACCCGAUAAAGGUGACCACGCACGACUUGGCAAUGUUCAACUCACUGAUGGACGGAAGUGUCCUGACGCCAAUAAGAGCCAGCAGUACGAUGCUGGCACCGAAUCAGCUGAGGAAGACGAAGUCGUUGCCCACCGGGAUACCGGCAACGACGGCGCCAGGACUGAAGGAGUAUCAAGGGCUAUACCAUUUCGAAGAGGAGCAGACGGGGCCGCAAUACAUAAGGCAGCCACCGACGACGCAAAAAACGUUCAACUACGAGACUGAGUUCUCGAAGAGCGUAGACUCGUUGAUGUUGUUCCCAUCAGAACGUAACGUGCCGACGACGACAAGCCAGGGGCAGGACACGUAUCAGUCAGCAGAGCGCCCACCGAACAACUACCAGUACCAGAACAGCGCAGUGCAAGAAGGAGAGGCAGAUGAGACGGGCGAAAACUACUACGCACCCACAAGUGUGACGACGAACGUCACGAGAUAUUCAGUGCCGACCUUUGACCCGAACAUGCCACCGGAGGAGAGGUACAGGGAGGUGCUAAAGGCAAUACUGAAGUCGCCGCCGACGCCGGAGAGCUUUAUGUCGCCAAUUAACUCAAACGUACUAAACAGCUUUACGAUCAAGGAACUGGGGGAAAGGUACGACGAAGCACAGAGAGCGGCGAACCAACCAGAGACACAUGUAAUGUACGUCAGGCACAGCAGUGACAUGAACCUGGUGCUGAGAAACGAUAACCUGCUGAUACAGCACUCGAACAGAGAGAGAAACGAAAGACUGAAGAUGUCAAAGCAGGUCCUGAGCAGCAAGGACGUAGCCUCAAGCUCGGACCUGAACGAGUGCAUGGCAAGGUCGCGCAACGACGAACAGGGCAUGAGUUACCUGCCGUACGUGAGCUGUAACUGGAAGGGAGUGCACGAAACGAGCUGGUGGAUGAGCGACGCGAAAGGAGUAGUGCGCAACUUCAAGGUGAGGUUCGACCCGGCAGUGUUCGGCUCGAAGAACACAGCGUACGAGGAGGCAACCAAGUUCGGAAAGUUCGUAGAAGGCCUGAUAAGACCAGGAACGCUUAUCAGCUGGUACCCAGGAUUCAACAUACCAAUAGGCACGAGCGGAAGAGCGAACCUGAGAAAGGUGCUGCACAUGGACAGAAUGAAAAACGCAGACCUGUGCGACCCGGUCCUGGAAGCAAACGGCCUGAAGGUGGCAGCCAAAAGCACCUUCGGAGACAUGAUCAUAGUGGAGCUGUACAAAGCAGCGUACCUGCUGGGACUCUGGGACGUGGCAGCAUACAACUGCCUGAAGACGUGCAAGCGCCGAGGAUACUCGUUCGAGUGGAUACACAACAUACAGGCAAGCGGAAAGAGAAUCACACUCGACGCACUCAAGUACAUGAGGAACGUGAAGGAGGUGGUGGAACAGGAUAAAAUAUCGAGAGUCAACUCGGAAAAGAAAAGGAGACGCAGAAAAGCGAGCGAAAAGAGAAGAAAAACAAGCUUGAGUAGAGCAGAGAAUGAGAAGCAGUAUAUCGAGGUAACGGGAGAGAGCAUGAGGUGGCGUUUUGAUAGUAGGCCACAUAGAGAGAACCAUGCCACGUGGUCCACUAGUAUAGCCACGGAAGUAUUGGAGUCACAGUGGCACCAGGGCGUUUAUGAGAGCAUGACGCCAGGGUAUGCAGGCGCCUACGAGAGUAGAGCGCCAGAAGCAGACGUAGAGGGGAGCCAGGAGCCCGAGCAGUUCGCUGAUGCUAGGACACACCAUUCACACUGGCAUCAGGCGCGAUCGACUGCGGACUGGGCGGGCACCCGUAAAGAUUUAUAA
Molecule: messenger RNA, 2478 nt
Organism: Theileria orientalis strain Shintoku
Lineage: Eukaryota; Apicomplexa; Aconoidasida; Piroplasmida; Theileriidae
Exons: 3
Coding region: 1-2478 (825 amino acids)
Source: RefSeq, a predicted model, not a curated record